AAGUUAAUGAAUAAAUGAGAAAUAACUUAAUCAAUUAUUCUAAAGGAACAACUCGAAAGGUAGAUACUUCUCAAGCAGAUAUUCAAGGAACAUGAACAAAAUGAAGACGAUUUUUUGCAUAUUCGUUUGCAUUACUGCAUUCAAUGCAUCUGUUUAUGCUUCAUCAGUUAAAGUGCUAAGAGUACCAGAUGCAAACAAUGUAUAUGAUAGAGUUGAUCCAAUGACGUCAAAAGGCUCGGUGCAUUAUUUAGGGACUUUUAACACAACGGAAGAGUGUGAAAAAGAAUGUAUUAAACAGGCAGAAAGAUGUUGGUCAUAUACUUAUUACUCUCUAAAGUUUACAGGAUACAAUGGACAAUGCUUUGGGAGAAUGGAAGACCUCCAGUGGUCACCUAUGAAGCAAGAAGAUAUCGACUCGGGACGAAUCCUAUGGCCGUGUAGAAGCAACAUGGACUGUAGUCUGAAUGGUGAAUGCCUGGAUGGGAUGUGUAAGUGUGACCCGGCAUGGAUGUUACAUAACUGUGAUGUGUUAAAUCUACUCCCAGCAAAUAAAAACACGGGGUACAAACAAAUGGAUGAUGGUGCUCCGACUUCAAGCUGGGGCGGUCCUGUCGUACGUGAUCCUGUUGAUGGUACAUAUCACAUGUUUCCUGCCGAAAUGACUAGACAUUGUGGUAUAAAUUCUUGGAUAGUGAACAGUCGUAUUGUACAUGCUAUGUCUGAAACGCCGACGGGGAAAUAUAAACGCAUUGAAGAGCAGCAACCACCCUUUGCUCAUGAGCCAGAUGUCAUCAAUGGGCCCAGAGGAGAGGCGAUCAUGUACUGGUCUGCUAUGAAGCAUAAGAACAAUGAUACACUUUGUAACUGUUCUGAUGGGUCUACCCCUCCCAGUUGUCAACCCGGAGUGAUUACCUUCACAACGUACAUGAGCAUGGCUCCACGCCCUAGGGGACCCUGGUCUAAGCCUGUUGUGAUCUUUCCUACAGCUCCAGGUGAUAACAACCUUGCGAUGGUUAUCCUCAAAAAUGGAACUCUGGUUGGGUUUAGCAGAACAUGGGGGCCGAGAGGAUCUAGGAUACACCUGUUAAGGGCUGAAAGCUAUCUUGAUCCAAGCACUUACAAGCAAAAUCCUGAAGAACUCUGGCCUUUCCUUCCAGCUCCAGGGACCGAAGACCCAUUUGUGUACAUUGACAAAAGGGGAAAUUUCCAUGCGAUAUUUCACAACAAGUAUCCAAGUAACGUACAGGAAAGUGUUGGAGGACAUGCUUUUAGCCCUGAUGGUAUAAACUGGCAAUAUGGUGGUAGGGCUUUUGGAAAUAAGGUCCAGUUUACGGAUGGCACUGAAUUUGAAUUCACGCGUCGUGAACGUCCACAUUUUGUAUUUGAUAAAGAUGGGGUCACUCCACUUGCUUUAACAAGUGGAGCCCAAUAUGGGGGCAAAUAUAAUGAUGCAUGUUACACUCUUUUACAACCAGUAAACCACUAAU
Owenia fusiformis is the source of this 1487-nucleotide messenger RNA. Lineage: Eukaryota; Metazoa; Annelida; Polychaeta; Sabellida; Oweniidae. The record is from the annotation of a GenBank genome assembly.